UGUUCCUAGCUGUACUAUUGCUGAUUUCAAGUAGUAAGUGAAGUCAACCGGUGUCGCGUGUUCUGCAAAUAAACAUCACAAGUUGGACCAGUUGGACGUUACAUUGCGUUUCGUUUCGUUUUUGAUGGCAAUUGAAACUUCGGAAAAUAAAGAGAUGGAAGAAGAACCUGUUCAACCUGGAGCAUCACAAGCUGAUUUCAUUAAACAAGACUUGAACUUUGACAUAGACCCAGAAGAGCCACUGACAAAAGCUGCAUUAAACGAACAUCCACCCGAAGAGUGGAUAGACAUCCUAGGAAAUGGCCAAUUGAAGAAAAAAGUAAUAAAACAAGGAAAAAAUGGAACGAGACCAAAUAGGUCUGACAUUUGCAUAUUGGACAUCAUUGGAAAAUUACAAGAUGGCACGAAGGUUGAAGAAUAUAAAAACCUUAAAAUUCAAUUGGGUGAUGUUGAAGUGAUUCAGGGAUUAGACCUGGCAAUCGCAUUAAUGGAUGUUGAAGAGAUUGCUGAAAUUGUAGUUGACCCGCGAUUCGCUUAUGGCUCUUUAGGAGACGAACCAAAUAUUCCAGCCAGUUCCACGAUUACAUACACGGUCGAAUUAAAAUCCAGUGAAAUGGAGGAAGAAAUAGAAACGCUCACCGUCAGUCAGCGUAAAGAGAUCGGUAAUAAGAAACGGGAGCGUGGAAAUUGGUGGUUUACUCGUAAUGAACCGACACUUGCGAUUCAGUGUUACCGGAGAGCACUGGAAUAUUUGAUGCCGUCGGAAAGUCGUUCUGGUCAUCAGAAUGAGGUAGAAGACAAUAUCACCGAUGCAGAAUUGCAAUCUUUACUAGAGGACCGUAUGAAAGUGUACAAUAACUUAGCUGCUGCGCAAAUGAAAACGCAAGCUUAUGAUGCAGCUUUGAAGAGUGUAGAAAGCGUUUUAAGUUGUCAGCCACAAAACGUGAAAGCAUUGUUUAGGAAAGGAAAAAUUUUGCACUAUAAAGGAGAGCACGGGUUGGCUUACCAAACGUUGCUACAAGCAUCGAAAUUGGAACCGGACACGAAAGCUAUCCAAUCGGAAUUGGCUAUUUUGAAAGAAAAGAAUGCCAAGGAUGCUCAACACGAGAAACAUUUGUAUCGUAAAAUGUUAGGCACGCAUAAAAGUGACAAUACCUUACCCAAAAAUAGGAACAAGGAAAUUAAAAGUAAAAGCACCUCGAAACUUACAUGGAGCUUAAUCGGCGGAGCAACUGCAGCGAUUUUAGGUGUAGUCCUGUACAGAUUUGUUUCGUGAAAAAUAUUUGCAAAUCAACCGAAACGAAAGGCAACGUCCA
This is a messenger RNA of Ceratina calcarata, 1316 nucleotides long. RefSeq names its product peptidyl-prolyl cis-trans isomerase FKBP8. NCBI's taxonomy places the organism in Eukaryota, Metazoa, Arthropoda, Insecta, Hymenoptera, Apidae. Gene Ontology annotation, molecular function: peptidyl-prolyl cis-trans isomerase activity; protein binding; protein folding chaperone. Gene Ontology annotation, biological process: protein folding; negative regulation of apoptotic process. Bases 125 to 1276 code for a protein of 383 amino acids. Gene Ontology annotation, cellular component: endomembrane system; cytosol; mitochondrial envelope. The record is from RefSeq and is a predicted model, not a curated record. The transcript has 5 exons.